Messenger RNA from Oncorhynchus mykiss (rainbow trout), 1949 nucleotides. RefSeq lists its product as uncharacterized. Gene Ontology annotation, cellular component: external side of plasma membrane. The record is from RefSeq and is a predicted model, not a curated record. Gene Ontology annotation, biological process: cytokine production; positive regulation of natural killer cell cytokine production; positive regulation of immunoglobulin mediated immune response. NCBI's taxonomy places the organism in Eukaryota, Metazoa, Chordata, Actinopteri, Salmoniformes, Salmonidae. Gene Ontology annotation, molecular function: cell adhesion molecule binding.
UGUGUGUGUGUGUGUGUGUGUGUGUAGUUCAAAUGAAAGCAGAAUGGGAAAACCAAAGUAACCCGUGAACAUGUCAGAAGCUGUAUCGUGACUCUGUUCACUUCCUCUUCCUCGUCCUUUCGAGUGAGUGAGUGAGUGAGUGAGAGUGAGUGAGAGAGAGAGAGGGAGAUACAGAGAUACAUACAGCGAAAUCAUAUGAAAGGUGCUAAGGCCGGAAGUGUUCGGAAAGAGGAAGUUGAGAGUUGUGAGUCAGAGACAAGAAAUUGGUGUGAAGACAGAGAUACACUCAGAGAAACAAGGCAUGGACAAAUUAGAGUAAGUAUGGUGGAGUGGAAAAAAGGACAGAGGUAAAAAAAAAAAAAAAACAACGGAUGAAACUGAACUGGAAAACACAACAAAAAGACAACAAGUGAAGAGGAAAGGAGAAGGCUGAACAUUGCGACAGAUGACAGAGUCGGAUAUGAGAAAACGCUGUGUCGGCACUCUUCUGGUCCUCAUGCUGAUACAGACAGGCAUGACAGACAGUGGGAUUUCUGUGUCUCACAAAUGGCAUGGAGACCACCUAUCUAUCACCUGUCGUCUCAUGGGGGACAAAGACACUGUUUCUCAGAUCAACUGGGAGAUGACCAGCAGUUCGAACCACACCACCACCAGAUUGAAACUGGGCAUCUUCCACCCCGUGUUUGGUACCUACGUGGUCCCGGAGUACAACGAUACUGUGGAGAUCCAGGGAAACGCCUCCAGCGGCCAUUACACGCUCAGGCUGAGAGGUAGCACUGUGUUGGAGGAGAGUCAGUUCUGCUGUAAAUUCAUGACCUUUCCCUCUGGAGGGCUGGAGCACUGUACAAAUACCAGGAUUAAUGAAAGCACAGAGGAGGCCCAGGUGUCAGAAGGCCCACAGGGUUUACUAGAGGAGAGACAAGUGGAGCAGUGGGCUCUGCUAGUAAUGGGACCUACCAUCUGUCUCCUCAGUAUCGCGAUCUCUCUCUACUACUGCUUGAAGUAUUGCUGCAGACACUGCUGCCGCAGGAGGCGAGUGUUCGAGGUGGAGACUUAUCUGACAGACCAGCACACAGACUCGGAGGAGGUCACAGAGGAGCCACCCCAUCAACCCCCCCUUCCCUCACCCCCUCCCCUCCAGCUCCAGGGUUUUGACCCCUCUAAGCUCUACACUAAGAUCAAGCAGGACCUGCUGUAUGGACGACUGUGGAAGGCCUACCAGGGGACAGCUAAGGCCUGGGGCCCCACAACACAGCAGGGUCCACACCAGCAAGGGCCACAACAAGGGGCAGAACUAGGGCCACAAAAGGUCUAUUUUCUUCUGGGGGAUCAUCGGGUGUCACAGAGAGAGGAAUCAGAAGAACCAGAACUAGAACCUAAUCUAGAACAAGAACAAGAACCUCAACCAACCCUUGAAAGAACCGUGGAACCACAGACUGAGCCUGAACCUAUCCAUCCUUUAGCCCUGGAACCUGGAACACAGAUGGAGGUUCAAGAACCAGAAUGUAAUUUAGAACUAGAACCCAACUUCCCAUCAACCCUUUCUGCACAGAGGGAGGAACUGGAAUCAUACAUAGGAACAGAGAAAGAGGAAAUUGAAGAAACCAGAGACUAACCCUUCAGCAAGGAGGUUCAUGAAGGGAAGGUGUGUUGUGUUGUUGUGUGUGUGUGCGGGCCGUGCGUGUGUGCGUGUGUACGUGUGUGUUGGGAGGAAUAAUGCACUGUUGACAUUGGGUGAAUAACCCUGACCUCCUAAGGUUAGCUGUCAAUCAAUACGAUUAAUAAUUAUUGCCCCAGUGAGAAAUUUGGAGUAAAAAUUAAACUCACAGGUAAUCGCCAUGGUUUUUUGUUUACUGUGAACAUCGUACGUGUGGUUAGACGUCUCUCUCUCUCUCUCUCUCUCUCUCUCUCUCUCUCUCUCUCUCUCUCUCUCUCUCUCUCUCUCUCUC